Messenger RNA from Moneuplotes crassus, 1531 nucleotides. The record is from the annotation of a GenBank genome assembly. NCBI's taxonomy places the organism in Eukaryota, Ciliophora, Spirotrichea, Euplotida, Euplotidae.
AUGAAGGGCAAAAAAUUAGUAAGUUUCAAGAGAUCAAGAUGCCAGUUAGACAAAAACAAGUUAAACCAUUCUCAGAAAACUCAGAGUAACUCAUUUAUUCAUGACUUAAACAAAAGUUUGAACAAUUUGAUCAAUAUGGAUGAUAAAACUCUUAAAGGACCUCUGAAGUUUGAUAAAUAAAUGCUUACCAAUUAUCAUCAACAGACGUAAGUUUAACUGUGAAUUUCUAGUUGAGAAGAAUAAUGAUCUAACUAAGCAACUGAAUCAGAGCCAAAAGAGCAGAAGACUCUUCUCUGAUCGCAUGAAGCAGAGCCUUCGAAGGAAGUUUAGAGAUAAAAUGAAGGAGAAUAAAGCUUCUAAUAAUAAAAAGAUUAAUAACUCCUUAGGCUCAUUGGCAAAGAAGGAAAGAGUAUUUACCCAAUGUAAUGCACCUAAUAAUAAAUCUCCAAUGAUGAUGUACCCAAGUCUUGCAAAGAAUUUCCAAAGUUUUUCAAAGAAUCAAUGUGUAAAUACCAAUAAAGAAGGGCAGAAUAACUUACAAGGAGAAUACUCCGAGGUUAAUUUUGGCCUGCAAGACAUCAUUGGGAGAAGGAAUGACAGUAGAGAUGGUAUUAGAAGGACUAUACAAGACUUUAUCUCUCACACAAGGAGUUCAAAGCAGGAUGCCUGCUCAAAAAUCAACCUGAAAAGCUUUUAUUUGGGAAAAUACCAGAACCCGCAUUUAGAUAAUAACCGUACCACUAGUUAUGAAAGUAUUAAUGUGAAGGAAUCGAAGAAUUCAAAGUUCAAAGGAUUUCAGAAAUUUUAUCAAAACAUUAAGAAAUAUAGCACGCUUUGUGAAGAACCACUAGUUUCUGGUUGCUGUUCCCCCAAUUCUGAAAACCUGAGCAUGGAGAAUAGCAGCAGUAAUAUGGCUAGGUUCCUACCAAAGGAUAGCCAUGAAGACCUUGAUAAGCUUAAUUUUGAAAUGGCCACGAAAGUCAAGUUGAUCUCUCGGAAGGAUAUCUUAAGAAAAUCUGAUAAAUCUCAGAGCAUGGAUAUGCAGAAUCGAAAAUACAGAAGAUCUAUCAGAAAGCUUAAGAAUAGCAGAGAAAGAGAAGUUAUCAGAUACCACAAGCAUAAAAAGACAGGAAGUAAUUUCUUUAUCGAUACUGAAGAUCCUAACCUUAUCAGUCAUGGAAAAGUGACUCCUGCUCAAAGCACUCCUACUAACAAAUUCCAAGAGAUGAUGCCUGUGUAUCCUUCGAGAGAAGUUACUAUCAAAACUGAUGGAGAGAGAAAGGUCAAAAAUAUUAGGAAAAGUCUAAACUUAGACAGAAGCUUUAACCCCAAGCUAAACAGUGAUUAUGGAUUAGUCUUAAACACUAAAUACGGAUUGUCAAAUCCAAGGUUUGGUACAAAUAAUGAGCCAGAUUCAUCUCUCAACGACAGUCCACUGAAGAGAUGGAAAAAUCAUGCAAAAAGUGGGAGCCAGGGUCGGAUUCAACUUCUCAGCAAUAUUUUCCCCUCAUAAAGAUUUUUCAAGCCUGCA